UUCAGACGUGUUCUCUGAUUUGUGCCUCAGUUCCACGCGAUGGCGACGACGUCUCGCUCCGGCUUCCUGGACUCCGUCGGGUUGAACCGCUCCCAGCACCUCAGCCUCCUCACCCGCCGCCUCUACACCUGCCUGGCCGACCACGCCCUCAUGCAGCUCAGGGGAUCCAUGCUGGCCCUGGCCCUCAUCAGCCUGGAGCUGGAGACCUGCUGUCCUGAUUGGCUGGCGCUCACCAUCAACCUGCUGAGGAAGGCUCAGGCGGACAGCUCGGCGCUGAUCCGCAGCAGAGAGCUGGUCUCACGCAGCCUGUCCACGCCCAGAGCUUCCCUGCCUCCCAACACCGUUUACAUCUACCAACCCCUGCAGCUCGCCGCCCCGAGCCGCCGCCCGCCGGGGACCAUGGAGACGUCCAGGGACCAAGCCGCCCUGCCUCACACGGCGGCAGCAGCUGGAGAGGAGAGCAAAGCUCCGCCCCCUUCCCCGAAACACCUGAACCACCUGCAGAAAGUCCCGCUGCGCUGCAAAGCCUCCACCAAGCGCAAGGUGGAGCAGAUGGACGUGGACGACUUCUACGACGGCAUCAAGCGCCUCUACAACGAAGACGUCACCGCCGCCUUCCAUGAGGGGGCGCCGCCCGCAGCCGGGGGCGGGGCUUACGGUGGUGACUCUUCCCCCUGCCCUCCUCUGCAGCCGGUCGGCGCCUUGUAGAAACGGGAACCGCCUCGGCAGCCCGUCGGACCGACCAGGUUCUGGUGUCCGAUCGGCCGCCGGGCGUUCCCGUGGAAACGAGGCGCGGCGGGAACGUGGAGCCGUUCAGCUGGAACUGACCGCAACUCCCAUCAGCCCCUGCAGCUGGAAAACAGAGCAAAAAAAAAAACUAAACAUCCAAAAUGUUUAAAAAAAAAUCUGCUUCUGAUGUAAUUAUUCUGUUUGUUUAACACAAAAAAUAUUUAAACAUAAAACUUCCUUAAAAACCAACCUGAACGUGUUUCUAAUGGUGACAGUUUCACGUUUUUGUUUUUUCUCUCUGCAUGUUUUCCUCUUUUUUUGUCGAAACUUGGUGCCAUUUAUUAAUGUUACAUUUAAAAAACUCAACUUUCAACUGCCAAAACGUGUUUUUUUUUUUAAAGUUUGUUACCUUGAAGUGAAUGCAUGAGAAAUGAUUUGUAGCUUUGAGGCUGUUUGGUUUUUCAGAACCAACCCAACCAACGACUCUCCGGUUCUCUGACCCAUCAGGACCAAGACGUUGGUUUUCCCUCUGAAGGUGUCGAGGUUCACGGAGACGAUAUUCCCUCCUGUUUAAAAUGUUUUAACUUUCUGUUUAAAUUAUUUUUCCUCAGUGUAAAAAGCUCUGUUGCUCCUGCUGGAGGAGCUGCUGCUGGCUGCUUCAGGACCCUGAACACUAAAUAAAGACCUUACAACGAGA
Xiphophorus couchianus (Monterrey platyfish) is the source of this 1426-nucleotide messenger RNA. It is a transcript of the gene ccni, whose product is annotated as cyclin I. The transcript is spliced from 6 exons. Bases 40 to 708 code for a protein of 222 amino acids. Lineage: Eukaryota; Metazoa; Chordata; Actinopteri; Cyprinodontiformes; Poeciliidae. The record is from RefSeq and is a predicted model, not a curated record.